AUGAGCAAAGGCCGCGAGGGCUCCGCGGCGGGCGGCGGCGCCGCCGCCGUCCUGAUGCGGUAUCUGCGGGAGCAGAACCGGCCGUACAGCGCCCAGGACGCCUUCGGGAACCUGCAGCGGGAGCACGGCCUGAGCAAGGCGGCCGUGGUGAAGGCGCUGGAGCAGCUGGCGCAACAAGGUCGUGUCCGUGAGAAGGCCUACGGGAAGCAGAAGAUCUACUUCGCCGACCAGGAGCAGCUCCCGGCCGCCAGCGACGCGGAGCUCCGCGGCCUGGACGGGCAGAUUGCUGCGCUCUCCGCCAAGGUGCAGGCGCUGCAGCAGAGCUGCCGGCAGAUGGAAGCAGAGCUGAAGGAUCUGAACAGCUCCAUGACAACCCCUGAGAUGGCCAAAGAGCUCAGGGAGCUGAAGAAGAACUGCAGGAGUUACACUGAGAAGCUGGAAAGGAUUAAAUCUGCCACCAGCUGCGUGUCCCCGGAAGAAAAAGAGAAGGUCUGCAGCGAGCAGCAGCUGUACUGCAGGGAGUGGCGGAGGCGCAAGCGAAUGGCAACUGAGCUGCUGGAUGCCAUCCUGGAGGGGUACCCCAAGAGCAAGAAGCAAUUCUUUGAGGAGGUUGGGAUAGAAACAGAUGAGGACCACAACGUGACGCUGCCCACGGCUGUCUGAGACACU
Indicator indicator is the source of this 669-nucleotide messenger RNA. RefSeq names its product PSMC3 interacting protein (gene PSMC3IP). The coding region runs from base 1 to 663 and encodes 220 amino acids. Gene Ontology annotation, molecular function: recombinase activator activity; double-stranded DNA binding. Lineage: Eukaryota; Metazoa; Chordata; Aves; Piciformes; Indicatoridae. Gene Ontology annotation, biological process: homologous chromosome pairing at meiosis; meiotic joint molecule formation; meiotic strand invasion involved in reciprocal meiotic recombination. The transcript has 8 exons. Gene Ontology annotation, cellular component: DNA recombinase auxiliary factor complex; condensed nuclear chromosome. The record is from RefSeq and is a predicted model, not a curated record.